GACGACAUUAGGAUGAACCUCGGGGCAAAUUUCUGAAAUUAACCCUCAUAAAUAUCUUUACCUUUUCUUCCAUUAUUAUCGCCAAUUUAAAUGACUACAGGGGCACUCCGGAUAAAAUACCAUUGCAGCAGGAAGUAAAUACUGAAAUCCCAUUGCAGGCAGCAGGAAGAUUGGUUUGGUGUUUGGAUUGCCGGGGAGGGAAUAUGGCAGCCUGCGCAGGAUUGCCAACUAACGCUACUAUUGCUUCAGCAGCACCAUUGCAGCAGCAAAUCUCCAACUCCUCCAUAAAGAAGCUACCCAAUAAACCUUCCUCCCCUGUUUCUGUUUCUGUUUCUCUUUGCUCUUGCUCUUCCUCUUCUAGGUGUUGUACAACUAGGAGUUGUACCACUACCACCACUGAAGAAACUUGUUCGAACCAGAAAUUUAGUUACAGCAGAGCCUCCCCAUCCCUCAGAUGGCCCCACCUCAAAUUCCCAGAAACUCACCACCUCCACCACCAUUCCUCUUUCCCCCAACCGCCCUCUCCCACUACUUCUGCUGUAAAUUUGGUAGGGGAGAUCAAGGGUGGUAGAGCUGAAAGUGCUGACAGAGAAGAAGAGACAAUUUUGUUGAGAGGGAAUGGGGAGGAGGAAGAGGAAGAAGAGGCGUUGCGUUGGCCUAGGCCUACUAGGAAAGCAGCUAAGAAAAUGAACAAACUGGCGUUAAAGAGGGCUAAAGAUUGGCGGAAGAGGGUUCAAUUCUUGACUGAUAGGAUUUUGGGUUUGAAGCCCGAGGAGUUUGUUGCUGACGUGCUUGAUGAGAAGAUGGUUCAGAUGACUCCUACGGAUUUUUGUUUUGUCGUCAAGUGGGUCGGGCAGACCAGUUGGCAGAGGGCACUGGAGGUCUAUGAAUGGCUGAAUCUUCGCCAUUGGUACUCCCCUAAUCCCCGCAUGCUUGCCACCGUGCUCGGUGUGCUUGGUAAGGCCAACCAGGAAGCGCUGGCCGUCGAGAUUUUCACUCGGGCGGAGCCUGGGGUUGCUGCCACUGUCCAAGUGUAUAACGCCAUGAUGGGUGUUCAUGCCCGGAAUGGGCAGUUUACUAGUGUUCGGCAGCUGCUUGACUUGAUGCGCCAACGGGGCUGUGAGCCAGACCUCGUCAGUUUCAAUACUCUGAUCAAUGCACGUUUGAAAGCUGAGCCUUUGUCGCCAAAUUUGGCAAUUCAACUCCUGAAUGAAGUCAGGAGCUCAAAGAUUCGACCUGAUGUCAUCACUUACAACACUCUUCUCAGUGCUUGUUCACGCGACUCCAAUUUGGAGGAGGCCAUGAAGGUUUUCGAUGACAUGGAAGUGAAUAAGUGCCAGCCCGAUCUUUGGACGUAUAAUGCCAUGAUUUCGGUGUUUGCCAGAUGUGGACUACCUGGUGAAGCUGAACGGCUCUUCAAGGAUUUGGAGUCAAAAGGGUUUUAUCCUGAUGUGGUCACAUAUAAUUCUCUACUGUAUGCAUUUGCAAGAGAAGGUAAUGUUCCGAAGGUAGACGAAAUAUGCAGAGAAAUGGUUAAGAUGGGUUUUGGAAAGGAUGAGAUGACUUUAAAUACUAUCAUCAACAUGUAUGGGAAAAAUGGUCAGGUUGGCCUCGCGUUGCAACUGUACAGAGACAUGAAAACAGCAGGUCGGAAUCCUGAUGUAGUUACGUAUACUGUUCUCAUUGACUCGCUUGGAAAAGCAAAUAAGAUUACAGAGGCUGCACAGGUCAUGUCAGAAAUGCUUAAUGCUGGUGUUAAGCCAACUGUCCGUACUUACAGCGCUUUAAUCUGUGGCUAUGCAAAAGCUGGGAAGAGAAUGAAUGCUGAGGAGAUGUUUAAUUGCAUGCUUCGUUCUGGAAUCAAGCCUGAUAGGUUGGCUUAUUCUGUCAUGUUGGACAUCCAUUUAAGGUCUAAUGAAACCAAGAAGGCAAUGAUGUUGUAUCGGGAAAUGGUUGAUGAUGGAUUCUUGCCAGAUCUUUCCCUUUACGAGGUUAUGCUCCGAGUCCUUGGAAGAGAAAAAAAAUCUGAAAGUAUAGAGAAAUUAAUUAAGGAUCUGGAGGAGUUACAUGAACUGAGUCCACAUAUAAUUUCCUCUAUACUUACAAAGGGUGAGUGUUAUGAUUUUGCUGCUGAGAUGUUGAGAUUAGCCAUUGCAAAGGGAUAUAGUUUGGACAAUGAGAACUUGUUAUCUAUCUUGAGUUCUUAUAGUUCAUCUGGGAGGCACUUAGAGGCAAUUGAAUUGCUAAAUUUUCUAAAAGAACAUCCUUCUGGAUCUGACAGAUUCAUAUCUGAAGCCCUCGUUGUUAUCUUCUGCAAGGCUAAUCAAAUGCAUGCUGCUUUGAAGGAAUACCAUGAACUCCGUGAAUUCAGUUUUUUUUCUGGAAGCUUUACCAUGUAUGAUGCCCUCAUCAAGUGCUGUGUGGAGAGUGAACACUUUGCUGAAGCUUCACAAAUUUUCUCUGACAUGAGAUUUAAUGCACUGGAGCCUUCUUGGGAUAUUUAUAGAAUCAUGGCAACUAGUUAUUGUAGACUUGGCUUCCCGGAGACUGGUCAUUUUUUGGUUGAUCAGGCUGAAGCAAGAGGCAUUGCUGUUCAUGACAUAUCCACUUAUAUUGGUCUGAUUGAGGGUUAUGGUAGGUUGAAGUUAUUGGAAAAAGCAGAGAGCAUUGUUGGAAGUCUAAAAAAACAAUGUAGUGUAGUGGACCGGAAGGCUUGGAAUGCAUUAAUACAAGCUUAUGCUGCAAGUGGUUUCUAUGAGAAAGCAAGAGCAGCAUUCAAUACAAUGAUGAGAGAUGGUCCUUCCCCAACAGUAGAAACCAUUAAUGGCCUUCUGCAAGCAUUGAUAGUUGAUGACAGAUUGAACGAGCUUUAUGUUGUAAUACAGGAGCUGCAAGAUAUGGGCUUCAAAAUUAGUAAAAGUUCUAUUAUUUUGAUGCUUGAUGCUUUUGCUCGAGCAGGAAACAUAUUUGAAGUGAAGAAGAUAUACCAUGGAAUGAAAGCUGCAGGAUAUUUUCCGACCAUGCAUCUCUACAGGGUUAUGAUAGAGUUGUUGUGUGGUGGAAAACAGGUAAGAGAUGUUGAAGCUAUGGUUUCAGAAAUGCAGGAAGCGGGAUUCAAGCCUGAUAUAUCCAUAAGGAAUUCAAUGCUGAAGUUGUACACAAAGAUUGAAGAUUUUAAGAAAACAGUUCAAGUAUUCCAGCAAAUUCAAGAAGCUGGACUGGAAGCAGAUGAGGAUACAUACAGUACUCUGAUACUAAUGUACUGUAGGGAUCAUAGGCCAGAAGAGGGGCUUUCUUUGGUGCGUGAAAUGAUGCAGUUAGGUCUGGAACCAAAUCUGGAUACCUACAAAAGCUUGAUUGCAGCGUUUUGUAAACAGCUGAUGCUGGAACAAGCUGAGGAGCUCUUUGAAAGACUCAGGUCAGGAGGGCAUAAACUGAAUCGUUCUUUUUAUCAUUUAAUGAUGAAGAUGUACAGAAACUCUGGAAAUCAUUCUAAAGCUGAAAAGCUGAUGGUUGUGAUGAAGGAAUCCGGAGUGGAACCAACCAUCGCUACAAUGCAUUUGCUUAUGACUUCUUAUGGCAGCUCUGGCCAGCCGAUGGAAGCUGAAAAAGUUCUUAACGAUUUAAAAUUAACGGGUUUAACUCUUGGUACACUGCCAUAUUGUUCCGUCAUUGAGGCUUAUCUCAAGAAUGGAGAUCGUGAUAUUGCCAUUCAAAAGCUCCUGGAGAUGAGAGCAGAAGGUCUGGAACCAAAUCACAUGAUAUGGACUUGCUUUAUUCGAGCUGCAAGUAUGUGUCACAGUACUUCUGAGGCUAUAAUACUAUUAAAUGCCAUUGCUGACGCUGGGUUUGAUCUCCCACUAAGGUUUCUUAGAAAUAGUUCAGAGUUAUUGGUAUUAGAGAUGGAUCGCUAUCUUGCAGAAUUAGAGCCAUUGGAAGAUAAUGCUGCAUUUAAUUUUGUAAAUGCUUUGGACGACCUAUUGUGGGCUUUCGAACUUCGGGCCACUGCAUCAUGGAUUUUCCAAUUGGCAAUCAAGAGAAACAUUUAUCCGCAUGACAUAUUCAGGGUGGCUGACAAGGACUGGGGGGCUGACUUUAGAAAGUUAUCGGCUGGUGCUGCUCUUGUCGGCUUAACAUUAUGGCUUGACCACAUGCAGGAUGCUUCAUUGGAGGGUGUCCCAGAAUCUCCAAAAUCUGUGGUGCUGAUAACAGGUGCAUCAGAUUACAAUCAUGUCUCACUGAACAGCACAGUGAAGGCAUACCUAUGGGAAAUGGGAUCUCCAUUUUUGCCUUGUAAAACUCGGAGUGGUCUCCUAGUUGCAAAAGCUCAUUCCUUGAGGAUGUGGUUGAAGGAUUCUCCAUUUUGCCUGGACCUCGAGUUGAAAAACAACUCAACCCUCCCAGAGACAAACUCUAUGCAGCUAAUUGAAGGAUGUUAUAUUAGAAAGGGCCUUGUUCCUGCUUUUAAGGACAUAAAGGAGAGGCUUGGCCCAGUGAGACCUAAGAUGUUUUCACGGCUGGUUUUGCUGCCAGACGAGAAAAGAGAUAGGGUAAUCCGAGCUGAUAUAGAAGGGAGGAAGAAAAAGUUGAUCAAAUUUGGAAAAGCUAGGGCUGUUGGGAGGAAGAGUGUGCAAUUCAAGAAAAGGAAGUUUGUAAGGAGUUCUAAGCCAUCAAACUCGGGAAUGUGAGAUCAAAUAGGGCUGGCUUGCAGUUUUGACUGCCAAAGAAAGUCAAGCCUGUUUCCAAGUAAAUUUCAGCGCGAAUGUUGUCCUGAAAUUUGUUUUCUUUGCAUGUUGUCCUGAUGGGAAAGAAAAUCUUUACUACUAUAAAGACAGGAGUUUCCAAAUGACGAAUCAAAUUGAAGAUGACAAUUCAAUUUCAUCCUGUUUACUAAUUUUGGAAUUCUGUAGUUAAUUUUGGUGGCAGAAAAGUAAUUUCAGCGGUCUUAGUGUCUUCCAGAACUCCCCAAUUCUCCAACUGUCUCCAUCCCUUCUCUCUCUUUGUCGCUCUCAUUCUCUAUGAACCGCCCCUGCCGUCCAUCCCAAUCUCUUUCGGCUUUCUCGUCUUCUGUCUAUACAGAAAAUUCAAAUUCAGCAAUGGCAGUUGGUGAUAAGGGAUAAUUGUGACUUGUGAGGUAGGUCUUUGGUCUUUUCUGCCCCGCAAUUUGUCCCUGGAUGGCCAAGAGAACCCCGACUAGAGAGCUGGGACUUGGAGGAUGUGAAUUUAGUUUUGCAUAGCCCAUUUGUCCUUGCCAUCUGUGUCAUCCUCACCGGCUUCCUUUCUGUGCAAGAUUUUCAUAGAAUACACUUGAGGUUGAUUCAAUAGUUGUGAAGUGAAUGUAGCAAGAUGGUCGUAUGCCCAGCUUAUUUAUGGGGAACACCAUCAGCGGUGAUGACUUUGACAAAUUCAAGAAGGUACAGUGAGAGCCUUCUGUAAUGUUGGAACAUUUGAAUGAAGAACAGCUGAACCUUGAAGUUGAUUGGGGAUUUUCGGGGACGCUGGCUUGCUAUGGUCGGACUAUCAUUGUUGUUGUAAGAAUGUUCCUCUGCCCAUUGAUCAAUGGCACUUUCCUUUUGUGAUGCUGGAAGUUGUGAGAGCAUACGCCUUGCGUACAAGUAGCUGACAGAUUAGCACUCGUUUCAAAGCUGAUCGCUAUUUGCGCAUCCUUUGUUCGGCGGAAGUUCCCGAGUACGCAAAUAGAAGACUCCAUGAAACAAGGACUCAUUCAUUUAUUCCGCAGUCUAGAACUUCUUUGCUGUUAUUAGCUUCACCAGGAAAGGUAUGGGAAAUUGUAUCCCUGGCAUUUUAGCUUGAGAAUUUAGCUUUAGUCAGAUUCUGCAAACUAUAAAUCUUACUGGUUGAGGAUUUUAAGAUUUCCUGGUCUGUCUUUUGGAACCUUUAUUUUUUCUGAAUUUGAGGGCUAAGCUUCUGCAACUGCAAUGAUAUGUUGGUUGAUUUUCGUUUCAA
Molecule: messenger RNA, 5967 nt
Organism: Coffea arabica (coffee)
Lineage: Eukaryota; Viridiplantae; Streptophyta; Magnoliopsida; Gentianales; Rubiaceae
Source: RefSeq, a predicted model, not a curated record